Mycena citricolor is the source of this 3174-nucleotide messenger RNA. The record is from the annotation of a GenBank genome assembly. Lineage: Eukaryota; Fungi; Basidiomycota; Agaricomycetes; Agaricales; Mycenaceae.
AUGCCGACCGCGCGUCGCAAGUCCGCCAGUCCCACCAAGCACACAGCUUUUGCCCUGAGCGCCGCCCAACCCUCACGACGCCGCGGCGCUUGGCGUCCACCGCCCGUGUAUCUUGCCGAUGGAAAGACAGUCUAUCAAGACUAUGUGCGCCCUCCCCCUGGUCAGGCUGGGUUCGCCCUUAACACUCGACGGGCAGAAGAGCUUGAUGAUCGGCCCCCGCCCCUAGACGCAGAUGGAGAGGCACCUGAGGAUGCUCCCGAGAUGUACAUGGCGUAUAUUGGCAGCGAUGUUGCACCGUUAGGCCCGCAGACAACGCAUUCUCGUCUGCGAGGAAAGCAGACCAGGCGUUGGAUGGAGGAAGUCUUUCCGGUCAUAUUACCAGUGUAUGCAGACCUGGUGCGCCGCACCGAGCGGCUGCGACACUUGGAACGGGUCAUGCCAUACACAAGGGAAUGUAUCUGCGGCAGACAGCGAGACGUGCAAGUGUACUUGCUCAGCUGGCACGAUGUGCAACGAACGUUGUUGACCUACUGCGCGUGCUGUCCAGCAGCUCCUCAACUUGUCGCUCGUGGCCUAUUCCCCAGCUCACCAAUCGAACCCCAUCUGGCCAUCGACAUGAGAGUCUUGGACUUCGCGCAAGAUCUCUUCCUCAAUCAAGCACCCAACAACCGUGCGCUGACGAAGACGAUCGAGCAGUGCCUCGAUCAUCUGGGGUACAAACUGCCUAACCGAGAAUCCCUGCGUCGUCAAUUUGGUAACACCCUCGAGUACUACACAAUCUUGCGUCACCGGACAGACCAGGCGAUGGACGACAUACUUCAAAGCGUGCGGGAGGAGAUGCGCGAAGAAGAGGAACAUUGCGAACGGCCAUCAACACCUACUCCCUCACCCCACCGCGGUGCUGAAGAAUCUCCGCGCAAAAGAAGGCGCAGAGAACUCGAGUCGUCCCCACCAUCCUCUCCGACUAAGCGCACCCGAGCACUGUCUUCCUCUCCGACCCGGGCGUUCAUGCCCCCGUCUUCAUCACCUGGCCCCAGCCCCGAGCAGUCGUCUUCUCCAGGUCCAUCCUCCCCCAUCGCUGAGUCAUCCGGCACCGCCGGGCCGAUCUACCCGUUCCUGACGCCUCAAGACCGUGUCCGACCCAGCGAAUAUCUGCGUGGCCGAUGUCCCGCAUGCUUUGGUGGCAAAUGGGAAGAUGCACGAAUGGCGCUGCAUUGCAUCGUUUGCGGAGAUGCAUGCUUUACGCAAAAAAGGAACAAGGAUCGGGGGCAGCAAGACCCGGUACGCGCGCAUCCGAAGUCUUCUUUUCUACCCGAUGAAGCGACGGAAAAGAUGGCUCAGUGGGUCGAAGGGAUCCGUCCCACGCGUCCUGCUCCGGGCUCAGCGGCUGCACCAACACAAGAGGCCAAUGAUGAUGACGAGAUCGAAGCACCGUCCAUUCCUCUGCCGCGAUCUGUGCUCAAUGAGUGCGAGCGGUCUUUCGCUGCAGCAGACGAGACCAGAGCAAAGAGCAGUUCUCAGUUCUUUGACGAUAAGGGGCUCAUGGGCUUGUCGUGUCGUCACGACAACCUUCUCUUCCUGGCAAACAUCAAGACGCCUGGCGAACGCCAGUUCUACAUGUUCGCCCUCAUUGAAGCUUUGCUCCAGCACUUGCCGACCGACUUUGUCGUCGGUUUCCUGUACAACAUCGCCUGCCAGUUGCAACGGUCAGCAGUAAAGUUCGACUUUCUUCCCCCCGCGUACAUGGAGAGAUUAGAGUGGGCAGUGUCUGUCCUGCACUUGUACGGGCAUGGCGCUGCUUGCCAAGCAGUUUAUCAUCCGAGACGGCGCACUCAUUUCGGGUUUUCUGAUGGAGAGUCGCUGGAACGCUUCUGGCACUCUCUUAGCCAUUUGGUAUCGUUUCUUCGUGUUUGCGGGUAUCACAAGCGCCGCUAUACGCUCGAUGCACAAGUGAUCCAUCUUCACAAAGGAAACCUCUCACGAUUAGGAACCUGUCAAUGUCCACAUGAAGAACUGGUCCUUCGGGCAGAGCACGCCAAGCAGGUUGCGGCAAUGUCCAAGCCACAACCGCGUCAAUCAAAGAAUGCAGGCAAACUCGCCGUCCAAGACGUGCUGCGGAAGACGCUUCUCAUGGACAAACUGAAGGCGCAGAUGUCUCAGUGGAAUGACACCAUCUUCAAAGAAGACGCGGAUCCUAUUUACGUCCACUUUGCAGAGCAAGAGUACGCUAAAGCACAUGAGAAGCUGAGCAAGUUGGCGGAAUCAGUGCGCAAGCAGAAGGCGACGAUGGGAGUGGAAGACAAGGCCGAUCUGUCUAAGAUGGUGCAGAGCAAGUACAUCCAGGUGCGGAUGAAUGCUGCCGCCGCCAAGACAAAGUUACGCAGCCGUUUGAGGCAGAGAAAGUUUGAGCUCGAUCGGGUCGAGCACGCGAAACUGACAACUCACAUCGAGGACGCAGUCAAACGCGACCGAAGUAUCAAAGAUCUGUGCAAACUCUACAACAACUUGUGCGAACAACUGCAGGAGCUCAUCGAUCUCCACCGUGCCCCACGGAACGCGGUGGCACCUGGACCAAUCAAUGAGAAGGACAUCUGGGGGCUGGAUGUCGAUGCUGAUGUCUGGCUGGACAUUGGUUUGACAGACAUCGACGAGGAGGUUGACCCGCCGUUGUGGAUGAGCAGCGAUUCUGUCCGCAAGGGCAUUCAGGCUCUACUCGAACGGGACCGAUGUGACGAGGAAGAGCCACGUCUACAUCACGAGUGCCGGGCGCUGCGCUGGUGGAUGGCAGAGGAGUGGGACGUUGUUGGGCGGGCCCUGCAACUGGCAGGCAAGGCUAAUGAAGAGGCAGUCGUCUUCCAGCUCAAGCUUCGCCAGUCAGAAUUGACGAAACUGACCGCAGCAUGGGAGAAGCCGCUGCGACAAAUCCCGUACCCAACCGAGGGCCUCCCCCCUUGGGGUCCUUCAGAUAGGGAUGUACUACAGAUUCGCGUCGAAGAUGUAUCUGCCCGUACGAGAGAUGGUGCCCCAAGCUGGGGGAACGACGAGUGGAAGGAUACCAAUGGGGACAAGGACUCCGGUAGUGAGACUGAGUCCAACGGCGAGUCUCUGCCUUACGAUGAGCUGGAGGCCUUCGAGCGUGGCGGCAUCGUCUGGGAUGAGGAACUACUAUCAUAG